UUGGGUUCUGAUUCGAGUGAUGGUGAACUAGUGAGUUUUGUGUUUUUGGAGCAGUGAAAGUGUGAUCAAAAUGGGUAAACGUCUUCUAUGGAUGGUGCUAGCGGUCGUGGGUGUGGUUGGGGCUACCUCGGUUCUAGGACCGGAUGGAUAUCAAGAUUCGAAGCCGUCAAUACCGUUUUGUGCGAAUGGUGGAAGUGGUCCGGACUGCUCCGUAGAAUCUACAUCAAUAACUAUUGACGAACCAAGCUGUCCAGGAGGUGGAAAGUGGCCAAACUGUGCACUAACAAUAUCUUCCUCGUCAGUAGCACCAGCUACCCCGGCAACAACGCCGAAGCCAGGUUGUUCGAAUGGAGGUCAGCUUCCGUUCUGCUGCACUAACGGUGGAUCCGGUCCAGACUGUGAAGUCCCCAAACCUGUAGUCAGUUGCACCAACGGUGGAGUUGGACCGAAUUGUGAGAUCCCUGGACCGCUGUCUUCGCCGCAGAUUUCAUGUGCCAAUGGAGGUAUCCCUCCGUUUUGCUGUGAAAAUGGAAGAGUUGGUCCGGACUGUGAGAUUCCGUUGCCGUUCGUUUGUGAAAACGGAGGAGUUAUGCCGUAUUGUUGCACUAACGGAGGAGUUGGACCCGAUUGUGUUGUUCCAAAGCCGAAGCCACCACCAACCCCGGUUAUUCAAUCUCAGCCGAAGCCGCCACCAACACCGGUGUACAACCCCAUACCUGCUCCGCCACAACCUCAAUUCUGCUCCAACGGAGGAACUCCACCGUACUGCACGAUCCAGAAUGCACCAUUCUGCCUCAACGGAGCUGCCCCGCCUUACUGUUGUUCGAACGGUGGCACUGGUCCCAACUGUAUUGUUCCAGGUCCUUGUCCUUAUGGAGGUGUUCCGCCAUACUGCUGUACAAACGGUGGUCAAGGUCCGUAUUGUAUAGUGUAUCAACCGGCCAUCGAGUACGGACCUUCCGUGGAGAUUGUCUACCAUCCACCGGUUUCCGUCCCGAUUCAACCAGCGACGUGUCCCUAUGGAGGAGUUCCUCCUUAUUGCUGUACUAACGGAGGUGACGGUCCGUACUGCGAACUUCCGGUUUACCAAAGCGGAUGCUCCAACGGAGGCGUAGAGCCUUACUGUUGUACUAACGGAGGCGACGGCCCAGAUUGCUCCAUCCAACCGUACUGCUCUAAUGGAGCGGUGCCGCCCUAUUGCUGUACCAAUGGCGGAGAUGGCCCGAACUGUGAAGUGCAGCCGCCAUCUUGUCCUUACGGGGGAGAACUUCCCUAUUGUUGCACAAACGGUGGACAAGGACCAAACUGCGAGGUCGUGACUACGGCCAAGCCAACGACCACCACUAGGAGAACAACCAUUACGACUAGACGUCCCACGACUACUACACGUCGAACCACAACGACUACCCGAAAGCCGACGACUACCACUACAAAGAGAACCACGACGGCAACCAGGCCAACAACCACCACCAGGAGAACUACAACGACUACUCGGAAGCCCACAACCACUACCCGUAGAACAACCACCACAACGCGUCCAACUACACGGCCCACCACAACGACUCGUAGAACAACUACUACUACACGUAAACCUACGACAACAACGCGUAGAACUACCACCACAACGCGUCGUCCAACGACAACAACCCGGAGAACCACCCCAGCGCCAUCGUACAAACCUUGUCCCCUGGGAGGAGAACCGCCGUUCUGCUGUACCAACGGAGGAAUCGGACCCAGCUGUGUCGUCCAAACGGUACGACCUCCGACCACAACUACACGCCGAACCACAACGACCACCCGUCGCACCACCACAACUACACGCCGACCUGCUCCGACGACCUACAAACCAACCUGCCCUGCGGGCGGAGUCCCACCGUACUGCUGUACAAACGGAGGUCAAGGACCAAGCUGCACCACCACAACGAGAAGACCCCCACCGACGACGACCUCCAAACCCACGUGUCCUUUCGGAGGAGUCCCACCGUACUGCUGCACGAACGGUGGUCAGGGGCCUAGCUGUGCUACGACGACAACGUCCCGGCCGAGCUGUCCUGCCGGAGGUGUUCCGCCGUACUGCUGUACCAAUGGCGGGCAGGGCCCGAACUGCGAGAGCCCGACGCCGCAAACCACGGAGAGUACCAACAACGGGUAUCUGCCUCCGGUUGAAGCGGAUGGCCAGAAUGGGUAUCAAUACAAGAAAGGUAACCUUCCGUUUCCGUUUUAAGGACGGAUUGGGCACUUUCAACGGUGCGAAUGAACGAAAUUAUUAGACAAAACUGUUGCGCCAUCUGCAUG
This is a messenger RNA of Culex quinquefasciatus (southern house mosquito), 2295 nucleotides long. RefSeq names its product mucin-2. The transcript has 5 exons. The record is from RefSeq and is a predicted model, not a curated record. Lineage: Eukaryota; Metazoa; Arthropoda; Insecta; Diptera; Culicidae. Bases 71 to 2224 code for a protein of 717 amino acids.